UAUUUUGGGUUGGUGAUAUUUUGCUCCAUUCUUGUACAUACUGUCUACUCUCUAGACAUAUUCAGAGUAUAGUCAUUUUCGGUCUCUUGGUAGCUAUCUUCCUGCAGCCCUGCUGUAAUUAUACAAGUGUAUGUCUCAUUACCCCUUUAUAUAACGAAAUUCUCUUCUAUUGUAAAGUCAUUAUCUCCAAACUUUGAGCUCUCUUUAGCUUAAUUAAGAUCUUCAAACCACAAAUCCUUUGAAUAUGGCUUCAUUAUCAUCAUCAUCUACUAACACCCGCCUCAGCCUACCGCCUUAUUGGUCCUCUGAAAUCAAUAACACCAGUAGCCUUCGCGAAGCUUCCUUUUCUUCUUACCUCAAUCCCAGUGAGGAAGCAUACAUCCGUAGCCUCGUUGAGUCCACACAAAACCAGCAUGAUCAUCAUCUGCAUAAGUCGAGGCAGAAGAAGAAGAAGAAGGCGGAGGAUGGAGAGAUCGAUGUUUUUACUGCUGAUAAGUACUUCAGCAGUGGUGUAAUAGAUCAGGAGAGUGAUAAAUUCUCAACAAGAUCAAUAAGUGGAAGGUUUCAACAACAACAACAACACAGACAUGAUGUUGAAGACCGUACUGAUGAUGAUCAACAGCAGGUUGUCAGGGUUAACUCGAACAAUAAGCUGAUAGUAGUUCAGUCUCGAGGUUCUAGCAGUCAGUCAGAGGUGAGUUCGAAUAGCCAGAGUGCACUGUUAAGACGGCGUUUGAAUAGGACUCCGUCUAGGACGACGAAUGAACGUAAAACAAAUCAGCAGCAGGGAAAGACAAUGUCAUUACUGGCCUGUUCUUGUUGUGUAGGGAAGUCUGUUGAUACUGAUCAAGAAUUCACUGAUCAUGGUAGCAGAGGCAGAGGCAGAGGCAGAGGCAGAGGCCGCAUCAGUGAUGGAACUCAGACGAGAUCGAUCAAGACAAGCCUUGACACAGCUGAAAUUGCAAGGAUGAACAAACUGCGGCUAGAUAACAAUGUUGACCCCUUUGUCUUUCCACUCUCAAAUUCUGCUAGCCUUACAGCAAUUAACAAGGUUCAGUUAGUAGAUGUCGAUGAAGAUGAUGCAAGGAAGUCACUAGAAGUGUUUGGCAGUGAUCUAGAUGAAGGAAGCAAAAGGUUCACCCUACAAAAGAGGCUGAAUAUGCUAUCAUGGGAUGCAAUCCCAAGAGGAACUACAGAAGAUCAGAUUAGCACCACCUCAGACGCGCCUAGUGAGACGUACAAGGACACAGAGAGCGAUGCUAGCUCCGACUUGUUUGAGAUCGAGUGCCUUUCAUGUACUUCCAACCCAUUCAAUCAGACACCAACUACAACUCGAUAUGCACCUAGCGAGGCUAGCAUUGAGUGGAGUGUUGUAACUGCCAGUGCUGCUGAUUUCUCAGUUGUUUCUGAUUCUGAGGAUUAUAGAUCGAGGAAAUUAGCAGCCUCAAAAUCUGCUAAACGGUCUAUGAAUAAGGAGGUUCAGAAACAGGGUUCUGGUGUUUUUUUAGGGUGUAAGAGUCAGAAAGCUGUGAAUGUGGCUAAGGAAGUUCAUCGAAAAAGUCCUGUUAGGGGGAAAUCUGAGAGUCAGAGAAUGAAUAGGCUGUCAGAUUCGUUUAAUCCAGUUACAAGGUUCCAAGCUGAGGCUAAGUUGCCUGGAUUUGGUUAUAGACAAAGACAUAGCUUUACUUCUGAUCUUUUGUACAUUCAAUAAUAGGGUCUUUUUAUUAUUAUUAUUAUUAUUAUUAUUAUUAUUAUUAUUAUUAUUAUUAUUAUUAUUAUUAUUAUUAUUAUUAUUAUUAUUGUUAUUGUACAAGCAUGUAGUACUGUAUUAUUUUUGUCAAUCAUGCAUUUUUCUAUUGUAAGUUUUUAUAACC
This is a messenger RNA of Spinacia oleracea (spinach), 1874 nucleotides long. Its product is annotated as protein PHYTOCHROME KINASE SUBSTRATE 1. The coding region runs from base 245 to 1711 and encodes 488 amino acids. The transcript is spliced from 2 exons. NCBI's taxonomy places the organism in Eukaryota, Viridiplantae, Streptophyta, Magnoliopsida, Caryophyllales, Amaranthaceae. The record is from RefSeq and is a predicted model, not a curated record. Gene Ontology annotation, biological process: phototropism.